ACGGCCCCAAUACUUCGUCGUAAUUUUAAGCCUAUGAUUAAAAUUAUGAUUUUUAUCAAGAGUAGCAGUAGCAAUUUUAGCCAUUUUUAUGGGUGCGUGAACAUUUUCGUGUUAUUGAAAUAGUUGAAUGCCCCAAUACAUUAAAGAAAAUACAAUUAUGAACAAUUAAUAACCCAAAUCAAACUGCAGGGAAAUGGUUCCCAAUGAACGAUUGACCGCAGUUAACAGUUGUAAAAUUAAACACAGCUAAAAUUCACAAUAUUACUUAUGGUAACAUUUAGAGAUAUAUAAAAAACACCCUUACAUUUUUCUAAAAUAUAUGUUAAAACAUAAUACACACUGACAGCAAUGGGACACUGGUUGCUAGGGUAACCACCAACUGUCAGGAGCAAUAAAUGUUAGAAAACCCCUCAGAAAAAAAAAAACAAACUUUCUGACUAAACAAAAUGAAUCUGAAGAACAAAUUAAGCAAUGUUGACAAACUUCACAACUACAAGUCAAUUAACUGACAGUAACUUUCAUUCACUGGUUGCUAUGGUAACCACCUACUGUCAAUGUCAGGAGAAAAUAAGUUUAAUUGAUUUGAAUGACAAGUAAAUCGACGUUGAAAAACAUUCACAUGGUUAAAACAAAAUCCCGUUACACGUAAACCUGAGAUUCAGCAGUUAAUAUUUUUCUAUUUAUAACAGAUAAUCCUAUAGACGUGUUGAAAGUGCUCAAUAAAUGCUAGAAUUUCAACAUUUCAGAGCUGAAAGGUCCCUGAAGGGAAGUUCAAGUUGCUGGAUGAGGACCGCGACGUCCGGGAUCCGGUCCAGUAUUUCUCCAGUGUGGAGGAAGUUGCUGGAGUCUUCCCUGACCGGGUCUUCGUCAUGGAGACAAUCACUUUCAGCGUCAAGGUGGUUUCCGGCGAGUUCAGUGAGGACAGCGAGUCCUACAGCUUCACUCUGCAGGCUGGAGACGAGCUGUCACUGAUGGGGAAGGCCGAGCUUCUGUGUGCCACACCCCCGAAGGAAAAGACGGGACUGAGCGCGCUCCUGAGACGCCUGGGAAAAACUCCAAGAAGUAAGACGCCCUGUCUGGUCUGUAUGAACCACCGCACCAACCAGAGUGUCAGCCUGCCCUUCGGCUGCCGCGGACGCUUCUGCACACGUUCCCCGCUGGAGCAAGGCAUGCUGGGAGGGGAGCACACAGUCCGCAGCAUCAUCGAGAGAGUCCGCCUCCCUGUGAACGUCUCGGUGCCUUCCCGCCCACCGCGGAACCCCUACGACCGCCACGGCGUGCGCGAGGGCCACCGUUACAAGCUGCUGAACAUCGUCAGCAAGACGGUGGUGCUCUGCUUGGUCCUCCGGAGGCAGGAAGUGUCUCCCUCGCACUUCCUGCUGCUGCGCUGCAUGCCUCGCUUUAACGUGGCCGAGGCCUCCGUCCACACGGCGGCGCUGGAGAGCCUGCUGCUGAGACACGCCUUCGACCCGGACGCCUACUCUCGGGCGGUUAGAGAGUCGCGUCCGGAGCUGGAGUGCAUGACGGAGGAGUGCGUGAGCCCCCGGCGGUCCCGGCUUUGCGUGUCGGGUCAGGACUCGCUGGCGCCUGCGCUGCAGCGGCUCUCCAUGUGCGGCUACGUGGGCGGGCUUUCUGAAAACUCUGUAGGGGCGAGGCUGGGCGAAGGGCCCGGUGACGAAAGGGAGUAUGUGACUCCCGAUUGGACUGAGGACGAGUUGAGAACCAAUGAGGAAAUCCCUUAUGAAGAACUCUGGACCAAUCAGAACGCAGAGAGUUUGGGGAAAGAACCAAACCUCAUUUCCUUCCACACAUCUUCCUCGUUGGACGGGUCUCUUGGUACCGUGGUGACCAGAGUGUCUACUCCACCACCUAUACCUCCAAAAUCUGAUGCUGUGAGGGAGGAGUGCCGCUACUUGCUCGCCCCUCCGGUGCCGCCUCGCUGCUCUAAAGGAGGCUCCGUCUCCAGUCCGGCCCCCAGCCCGCCGGUUCCGCCUCGCUUCCCCAAAACCUCCACCUCAACGAGGCCAAACCUCUCCUUCUACUCCUCCGGACUGCAGGACAGCUGCUCCCCCUCUCCGGACGCCACCCUCUACUGCUACCCGUGUUCCUGGGCCGACUGUCCCGCUCCUAACCCGGCCAGUCCGGACCAGACCUGCGCCGCCCCUGCAGAAAACACAUCCAGCUCUCAGCCUGCGCAGGCCACCUGGGCGGAGCCCUGGGUGGAGUCCUUCACAUCCCCCACACCCCGAAUGCGACCGCCGCCCCCACAGAGCCGAUUCGCACCGUUUGGCGCGUUGAACCCCUUCAACCGCCAGUCGCCUUGCCCCUCGCCCGAACCCACAGCGAACGAUUCCUCCAGAGGUGCGGAAGGCGGCGGGACGUCAUCGAGUGGCGCUGAUGGGUCCCCCUCUCCUCCUGACCCUACCUGGAGGCCGCCCAGCGACCUUUCCGCUCUGUCACUGGAGGAGGUGUCGGCGUGCCUGCGGUUCAUUGGCCUGCCGGAGGCGGCGGUGGCUGUCUUCCAGAGGGAGCGGAUCGACGGCAGCCUUUUGGUGCAGCUGACUGAAGACAUUCUGUCACACGACUUCCACCUGAGCCGCCUCCAUGUGACCAAAAUCACACAGUUCAUCCAGGGCUGGAGGCCCAAAAUCUAACCCUGCCACCCUGGUAAUGUGCCUGAUGGCGACGCAACCAUCCUUAAUGUGCCUUCCACUGUGACCCACUGGCUGCUGAGCCCCACUGCUUGAAGCCUAAGGAAACCACGCCCCCCUGUGGCUAAACUGCAGAACUGACUCUUCACUCUAACUGCAGAUUUUAAUUUUGUUUGUCUCUGAAUUUCAGACUGGAAGUAGUUUUACUAACAUUGGCUCCAGGUGAGAAUUGAAUAGUCAAAACUUUCCACUUUAGUUUUUAUUUUAAUUUUCGACAGAACGGCCUUUAGACAGCAUGCAGAGUUCUGUGGCCAUGAAACGGAAAAAAACAAACAAACAAAAUUUUUAUUUGAAUGGGGUUUACAUAAGACUGACAUGAUGCAGUCAUAAACAUGAAGGAGGCGUCACGAAUGUACAUGACUGUUGUCCUGAAGUGUCACUCUGUAAAUAAUGACAUUUUUAAUGAAAAGUCACAUAAAAAAUGUCACUUUUAUUGUAAAGUUGCAUUAAAAGUUGUAAAUAGUGACACUUUCAUUGUGACUUUGCAUUAAAGGUGUCACUAUUUACAACUUUUAAUGAAACUUUGCAUUAAAAUUGUCUCUUUAAAUGCCAUUUUGCAGUAAUAGUGACUCUUUUCAACGGACUUUGCAUUAAUAAAUGUCAUUAUUCACUGAAUGACACUUGCUGACAACAACCCUUCAAAUACAGUGUUCCCCAAAAAAACAUUUAAAAUUCAAAUUCAAAAAUAUUUUUUUGACCCCAAAGGAAAAUUAAAUGUUUUAACUC
This is a messenger RNA of Poecilia reticulata (guppy), 3437 nucleotides long. NCBI's taxonomy places the organism in Eukaryota, Metazoa, Chordata, Actinopteri, Cyprinodontiformes, Poeciliidae. The record is from RefSeq and is a predicted model, not a curated record.